AAACAGAAGGGAUGUUGAAGCAUUCAAAACAGGCAGUGAAAUGUUAGAUAGUGGUAGGUACCUUCGCGGUUCGUGUCACUUAAACUCCGGUUCUUUGCCCAAGUAAACAAUCGAAUGGAUGCAACGGCGGAACUGGGAAUAUCAAUAAUAUGGCCGGACGAUUAUUGUCCAGAGUGUGACAAUAUAGUAGCGCGAGCUCCACUGAACCAUCGGUCCCUUCUUGUGAGGAAUGCCCAACAGCCAUUAUCUCUACUCGCGAUUACGAAGAAACACCAAGAGAAUCAGGCUUCCCACGACAUGAGGAGCUGUUUCUGGGAUCUAACUACAUGGAAUCCAAGUGCACCGGAUCAAGGUACGACGACAACUCGAGUCCCAUAUGCAAGGAGGACCUUUUCGAAUAUGAUCACAGUCACACUGAACCCAGUUUCCAGAACCACGUUCCUCUCUGGACUCAGAAAAAUGAUCGAGGGCUAGUUCCCUCAGACUACAGCGUUUCUAGCUUUACGUCCACCCACAAGACUAAUAAACCUGUGGUCUUCCCCUGGAUGAAGAAGGUGCGCGCUAACGCUGUUGACCCCGGUUACUCUGGAGGAGAUAACAAGAGGUUCCGCACAGCAUACACAAGAAAAGAACUUCUAGAGCUUGAGAAGGAGUUCCAUUUUAAUCGUUAUUUGACAAGAUGUCGACGUGUGGAGAUAGCACACGCAUUGCGCUUGUCUGAACGACAGAUCAAGAUUUGGUUUCAGAACAGGAGAAUGAAAUGGAAGAGAGAUAACAAACUCCCGAACACCAAGGAUUGCUCUGCCAAGCCAUUCCCUGGAACCCAGAACAUCAAAUCAGCCUCACAGUGCAAGCAAAAGCAAAAACAAGUUGUUUCAUCUCCCCGUGCUGCAAGACUAUUAUGA
This is a messenger RNA of Megalops cyprinoides (Indo-Pacific tarpon), 905 nucleotides long. Its product is annotated as homeobox protein Hox-A4a-like. The transcript is spliced from 3 exons. The coding region runs from base 327 to 905 and encodes 192 amino acids. The record is from RefSeq and is a predicted model, not a curated record. Lineage: Eukaryota; Metazoa; Chordata; Actinopteri; Elopiformes; Megalopidae. Gene Ontology annotation, molecular function: DNA-binding transcription factor activity, RNA polymerase II-specific; RNA polymerase II cis-regulatory region sequence-specific DNA binding. Gene Ontology annotation, cellular component: nucleus. Gene Ontology annotation, biological process: embryonic skeletal system morphogenesis; regulation of transcription by RNA polymerase II; anterior/posterior pattern specification.